AUGUUUUGGAGUAAGGCAAAGGACACUAUAGUUGCAAAUCCAACUACCAUAAGUCCUAGCUCAUUAUCUCCUCCAACAACAUCUGUUUCGCUAGAGACUCCAAUAGUGAGACCUUCUGAUUUUUUCAAGUAUGGUUUUCCUGGUCCCAUCCAUGAUUUACAAACCAGAGCAGAAUUUGUCUCAGUAUACAACCGUCAAACCCGGAAUCCAUAUUAUGUCGUUGAACAUUUGACCCCAGAUUCUUUAGCCAGUCACAAUGCUGAUAGAAAGAAUUCUUUUUUUAAGGAAGAUGAGCAAAUUCCAAGCAUAUUUAGGGCAAGAUUAAAGGACUAUUUUCGAUCUGGUCCUCUUUUUUUGCCUAAGCAGGAUCCUAAUGAUGGUAAAUGGAAGGUAACAUAUGAACUCAUUGGAAGUCCGCCAUCAGUUGCAGUGCCGACGCAUUUCUUUAAAUUGGUCGUAGCCGAGGACCCGAAGAAUAGACGAAACCCUGGUGAUGUUGCGCUGGCAGCUUUCGUCCUUCCAAACGAGCCAAUACCAAAUUCUGUCAAACUCACAGAUUUUGAAGUACCAUUAGAAGCAUUAGAGAGAGCUACAGGGUUGGAGUUUAUGAGAAAACUGGAACCUCAAAAACAGAAGCCCCUUUGUAAGGAAGUCAAAUGCGAACUGAUUAUUAGAGAUUUCAAUAAUAACAUAAAGCAGCUACCCCUACCACAGAAAUAG
Molecule: messenger RNA, 720 nt
Organism: Komagataella phaffii GS115
Lineage: Eukaryota; Fungi; Ascomycota; Pichiomycetes; Pichiales; Pichiaceae
Exons: 2
Coding region: 1-720 (239 amino acids)
Biological process (GO): apoptotic DNA fragmentation
Cellular component (GO): nucleus; mitochondrial inner membrane
Molecular function (GO): single-stranded DNA endonuclease activity; nucleic acid binding; RNA endonuclease activity
Source: RefSeq, a predicted model, not a curated record